This is a messenger RNA of Austrofundulus limnaeus, 1495 nucleotides long. Its product is annotated as transmembrane protein 26. The transcript has a single exon. The coding region runs from base 219 to 890 and encodes 223 amino acids. The record is from RefSeq and is a predicted model, not a curated record. NCBI's taxonomy places the organism in Eukaryota, Metazoa, Chordata, Actinopteri, Cyprinodontiformes, Rivulidae.
GACAGCUUUAUAUUCAAGUUCUAAGGCCAGAGAAAUUAAAUGCCUCUUUGCUGUUUGUUUUCUGCACCAAGAUGACAGAUUGAAAGUGUAGAUACAAUUCCAUCCAAAAAGCUUAGAAAAAUAAAAUAAUCAAAGCAAACUAAGACUGCUUGUUUUCCUUCAUCCAGGGUAUUGUCGAUCUGGACCCAGAGAACUGGGUGGCUGGCCUGGAGCAGACCAUGCUCAUAGUGCUGGUUCUGGGUCGUUGGCUAAUGCCCAAAGGGGACAUGUCUCGGGAUCAGCUCUCCCAGCUCCUCAUGGUGUACGUAGGACUGGGUGCGGACAUCCUGGACAUCUUUGACACCUUCAAAGAACCAGAGGUCAAAACCAACAAGGCAGUUGUCGUCACCGGCCUGGCUCUCUUCUCCUGGGCACUCAUGCAGUUUCCUCUGGUUCUCACCCAGACCCGGCCCGCAAACGGCGAGCUUCCUCCGAGGAUCAGGGGGAGUCUCCACUGCUGUCACAGACCUCCGUCUCCAGUUGCCUCUUGCUGCUCCAGUGAGGCGUGGAGCUUGUUGCUCGCCGUGGGACUCCAAGACGGCCCGUUCCUGGUUUAUCGCCUGUGCCUCAUGGCGCGAGAGCGGGUGCUCAAUCAGCUGAUGAUUUUCUUCACCUGCAAGAACAUCCUCGUCGUCCUGCUGGAGCUGUACAGGAUCUUCGUGGUGCAGUGCGAGCAGCAGGUCCGGGAGUCGCUGAUGGAGAGCUGUGAUGCUCCGCUGCUCCGCUGCCAAAGCCCGAGGAGCGGCGAGGGGGAGGAACGGGAGGCCGGAGAGGGGCACUGCGCGGGGCAGAGCUGUCAGGCGGGCGUGGAGAUGGCAGCAGACACAGAGGAAGAUCAUAGAACUGUCUAGGUAAAGAAAAGGCUGUAAAUGUCGCGAGGCAUGACUUUGGCCCUCAGGGGGGAGGGAAUGGCUUUCACAAGCUGAACCCACCUCCCAUCCCUUAAACCCCAGCCUCAUUCAGAGACACUUUCGGCUCUCUGGAGAUGUGAUGACAAGAAACAGAGCGUAAGAGAAGAGAAUAUCCCCACUAAGACAGAUCAGAUGUGAGUUUCUGCAGCUCCCUUUGAUAAACCCUUUCAAAAAGAGGAGGAUUUUCCACUUUAUAUAUCUCACUGACAGCCCCUUUGUCAGUAAUUUGAUGUUAUUACAAGACAGCAAAGACAAUACGACUGCUCUGUGCUUUGCAGUUAAACUAAUUUCUUUAAUUAGCAGUUAUAGACAGGAAAUAUAAUGGUUUCAUUAUCUCUGAGAAGAUUUAUGUAGAAAAUGAAGCUGCUGUGGAUGAAAAUCGGGAAGUGAAAACAUUUGCUAUCGUCUAUUUCUAAUAAAGGUAAUUCUAAAAUAUGACAAAAAGAAGCCCUGUGAUGUUUAUUUGAAGUCGUUCUCCAUGAGAUGGCAGUGUUGCCAAAUCAACUGGAGCACAACAUCAACCCUCCUGCAACAUGCGUGAUGGC